AUGUCCGGAGGCUGGGGCUCGGCGGCCCUGCCCCCAGCGCCGGGGUCCCGGAAGCCCGCCCCGCGGAGCCUCAGCUGCCUCUCAGACCUGGACGGCGGCGCCGCCCGGGAGCCGCGGCCCUGCAGGCCCCCCGAGAGCCCGGGCCGCGCGCCACCUCCACCGCGGGAGCCGUCAGGCUGCGACCCCGGCCUUCGGCCCAUCAUCCUGCGGCGCGCGCGCUCGCUGCCCAGCUCGCCCGAGCGCCGCCAGAAGGGCGGGGGCGCGCCCGGAGCCGCUUGCCGGCCAGGCUGCAGCCGGCAGCUCCGCGUGCGCUUCGCGGACGCGCUGGGCCUGGAGCUGGCGCAGGUCAAGGUGUUCAACGCGGGCGACGACCCGUCGGUGCCGCUGCACGUGCUGUCGCGCCUUGCCAUCAACUCGGAUCUGUGCUGCAGCAGCCAGGACCUGGAGUUCACCCUGCGGUGCCUGGUGCCCGACUUCCUGCCGCCCAUCGAGGCCACCGACUUCGGCGAGCGCCUGGGGCGGCAGCUCGUCUGUUUGGAGCGCGUCACCUGCUCGGACCUGGGCAUCAGCGGCACCGUGCGCGUGAGCAACGUGGCCUUCGAGAAGCAGGUGGCGGUGCGCUACACCUUCUCAGACUGGCGGAGCGCGCAUGAGGCGGUGGCCCGGUGGCGCGGGCCCGCGGGCUCCGAGGGCACGGAGGACGUCUUCGCCUUCGGCUUCCCGGUGCCGCCCUUCCUGCUGGCGCUGGGCUCGCGCGUGCACUUUGCGCUGCGCUACCGAGUGGCGGGCGCCGAGUACUGGGACAACAACCAUGGCCGAGACUACAGCCUCACGUGCCGCAACCACGCGCUGCACAUGCCUCGCGGGGAGUGCGAAGAGAGCUGGAUCCACUUCAUCUGAAGGCGGCCGCAGUGGUCCCCUAGCUGGGCUCUCCGGUCCAUGCGGUUACUGUUUCGCACACCCCACCCCCAGCCUGAGUCUUCUGACUUCACUUCCCGCUUCAAGUCCCUGGGCGGUGACCCUUCCCAUUCUCUACUCGAAAUGUCUGUGUCACCGGCUCUACAAAGUAGCCUCAGGUGGCCGGGAGGCCAAGUUGUAUAAUGCGCUGGGGGAGGGUGCGGGGUGGGUGGAUGCACAGCCGCGUCCGCCCCUCUGGAGAGGGCCCAGGCAGGCUGGGUUGGUUGGUUCGUUGGUUGGUUGGUUGGUUGGUUGAUUUUUUGGAAAGGCCUGCAUCCUCCUACUAGGAAAGCCUGUGGCUUUUGCAUGUGUCCUGAUUGGGUCUCUGUAAACAUAGCUGUUAUUUAUCAUUGUGAUGUUGGAACAUUUUACCCUUAUUGGAUGCCUUCUCAGGAACAUUCUGGAUUUAACAAGCUAAAAAAUAAGUCCUGUGUGUUUUGUGCCCAUUGUAAACAGAAUGUACGGUGUGACUCCCAUCAUGGUCCCUUAAGGCAUUUCUGCCCUGGGACAAGGAAAACCUGAGACUAGGUUUGCUUGCCAAUGUCUGUAGACUUCUAACAGUGGGAAACUAUUAAUAGGCAAGAAAUUUAUGCCUCAUCAGUCAUCACACAGCCGUUCCUGGGAGUUCAGGCUGCCCUGGUUAGGCCGUGUGUCUUCUACAUCAACAGCCAAGGAAGGGGGAAAAGCCUGACUUUGAAAACUAGCAAAAAAGUCCCUUCUCUUGCAGUCUCUCCUCUCACUUCCUGUGUUCCCCUUCUUGUCUUUGAUAAUUAUGGAUCUGCAUGUUAUCAGGCCAUUCUGUUUAGGUUUGAGACUACCUAAACAUUUUAAGAAAUUCUGCCUUAAGUUAUUUCCAUUUUCAGGCAACUCUCUAGAAAAAUUUCAGGCAACAGUGCCCUUUGCAAUAUCUUUUUGAUGACUAAGGUGACUCUUUUUAUGUCUGCUUAAGUGUCAGAAAAUUCCAGCGGCCAUCUUUCAGAAGUCAGGUUAUCGAGUGGAACUGGCAGGGGUUUUCAUCAAUAGCUGGAGCCCUGGAGGAAAAAUCACCAAUACUUACACUUUUUAAUCAUUUUAAAUUGUAUUUAUAUAUUCCCAGUUUUAUCAGCUACCUGCGAACUUUAUUCUUUGUGC
This is a messenger RNA of Neomonachus schauinslandi (Hawaiian monk seal), 2088 nucleotides long. It is a transcript of the gene PPP1R3D, whose product is annotated as protein phosphatase 1 regulatory subunit 3D. Gene Ontology annotation, cellular component: protein phosphatase type 1 complex. The transcript has a single exon. The record is from RefSeq and is a predicted model, not a curated record. Gene Ontology annotation, biological process: regulation of glycogen biosynthetic process. Gene Ontology annotation, molecular function: glycogen binding; protein phosphatase 1 binding. Bases 1 to 900 code for a protein of 299 amino acids. Lineage: Eukaryota; Metazoa; Chordata; Mammalia; Carnivora; Phocidae.